Messenger RNA from Physcomitrium patens, 1798 nucleotides. RefSeq names its product 1-acyl-sn-glycerol-3-phosphate acyltransferase 2. The record is from RefSeq and is a predicted model, not a curated record. Gene Ontology annotation, cellular component: endomembrane system. Gene Ontology annotation, molecular function: 1-acylglycerol-3-phosphate O-acyltransferase activity. Lineage: Eukaryota; Viridiplantae; Streptophyta; Bryopsida; Funariales; Funariaceae.
CUCCUCCUUUUGCAAUCCGGCGCUUCUGGGUUCUCAUUCGUCCGCAGGCUCCAUUGUGUUGCAACUCAUUGCCCCACAUCACAUUGCGUGUUGGCCAUGUCCUGGUUGCAGCUCUCGUGACCCUCACGCUCGCGAGCGGCACCGCUCGUCUUCUGCCUCUUGCUUGCUCUUGCUUGCUUUCUGAGGAACAGCCCCAGCUCCGGCACCAGCAUAAGGUCGUGUAGGGAGAGAGAGAGAGGGGGAGAGAAGUAAGCUUGGAGUCAUGGAGGGCGGGGGCUCCAUAAUCGCUCUUCCUCUGGGGCUUAUGUUCCUCUUCUCCGGGUUCUUUAUCAAUAUCCUGCAGCUGCUGUCGGUGUUAUUCAUUUUGCCGUUUUCGAGGAGGGCGUACCGAGUAGUGAAUAUGAUUAUGAUGGAGGUGCUGUGGUCGGAGCUUAUAUGGCUGCUGGAUUGGUGGGCGAAUGUGAAGGUGAAGGUUUACACGCCAAAGGAGUCGUGGGAGCACUUAGGAAAGGAGCACGCAUUACUCAUUUGUAAUCACCGCAGUGACAUUGAUUGGCUCGUAGGAUGGAUUAUUGCCCAGAGAUUGGGGUGUCUAGGUGGGACUCGAGCUGUUAUGAAGAAGUCCACCAAAUUUCUUCCGGUCAUUGGCUGGUCUAUGUGGUUUUCAGAGUAUGUGUUUUUAUCAAGAGAUUGGGCCAAAGAUGAGAAGGUCUUGAAGAAUGGUUAUUCAAGUCUUAAGGGCUUCCCCAGGACCUUGUGGGUGGCUCUUUUUGUGGAAGGCACUCGAUUUACGAAGGCUAAACUUGAGGCUGCCCAAAAAUUUGCAGCGGAUACAGGGCUACGUGUUCCAAGGCAUGUGCUUGUUCCUCGCACAAAAGGGUUCGUUUCGGCUGUGGAGAACUUGCGUGAAUUUGUUCCGGUAGUUUAUGACAUGACCGUUGCUAUAUCUAAAGAGCUGCCCAAUCCUACAAUGAUCCGGAUUUUCAGAGGGCAACCAUCUGUGGUUCAUGUGCACGUGAGGCGGGUCCCUAUGUCUGAUCUGCCUGAGGGAGCCAACGCGAUUUCUAAAUGGUGUCACGAUGCCUUUCACAUCAAGGACGAUCGGCUGGAGCAGCACGAAAAAGAGAAUACGUUUGGGGAGGACUUGUAUAUUCCUAUUGAACGGCCACUUAAACCUCUUAUUAUUGUGAUCUCCUGGGCCAUCACUUUGCUGGCUGCAGCAUGGUGGUUUCUAAGACGAGUUUUAUCCACUUGGAAAGGAAUCGCCUGGGUGGCAGGAGUACUCGUGGUCGUCAUGCUGUGUGUCCAGAUUUUAGUGAUGUCGUCACAAUCGGAAAGAAGUUCAGAUCCUGCAGCUAAGAAGGCCAAUCAAAAACAGGCGGCUUCUGUUGCUCACCUCGGCAAAACGGACUGAGAACUUUUGCUUUAACGCAAUCCAAGACUUAGGCGUGCUAGUCUCAGUUACAAUUAGCAUUCAGGCACUCCAGAUGUGUCAAGAAAUUUUAGUUACUCUAGCCAAGAAUUGUUUGACACCUUGUAGUUCACCUAAUUUCCUUGAACGAUUAAGAGCAGCGGCCAUUAGAUGAUUCGAUUUGGUUUCUUGAUAGUAUCUGGUACCUUCUUCUUCAAGCAUUGUGUAUUCCGCUUCAGCCAUUCCUUUUUUAAGAUGUAUUGCUUCUCGUUCGAGGGUAGGUCAUUUCUGAUCUAAUUUUGAAAGCACUAAUUCUGGCUGCUAUUACACUAUUCGACUGUACAAUUAUACUCCAGUUUCUAUCUAAACGAAAUACCUUUCAAUUUC